This is a messenger RNA of Morchella importuna, 201 nucleotides long. RefSeq lists its product as uncharacterized. Bases 1 to 201 code for a protein of 66 amino acids. The transcript is spliced from 2 exons. Lineage: Eukaryota; Fungi; Ascomycota; Pezizomycetes; Pezizales; Morchellaceae. The record is from RefSeq and is a predicted model, not a curated record.
AUGGCAUCAAAGCGACCAAACUCCCCAGCACUCUCCAGCUUCCGCAUGUCUAUCCAAUCCCGGGGGGUCGAGUUUCAUGCACUCAGCUGUACUGAGGUGGGACUUUGCAAUGCGGCAUCAAAAAGAUCAAAACUCCCCAUCUUCUUCAUGUUCAGUGCCAGAAGUUUAAUGGGAUUGGCAGACGGCUUUGCAAUGGCAUGA